Molecule: messenger RNA, 5295 nt
Organism: Amphibalanus amphitrite
Lineage: Eukaryota; Metazoa; Arthropoda; Thecostraca; Balanomorpha; Balanidae
Gene: Ptp69D
Product: tyrosine-protein phosphatase 69D-like
Exons: 27
Coding region: 114-4292 (1392 amino acids)
Biological process (GO): protein dephosphorylation
Molecular function (GO): protein binding; protein tyrosine phosphatase activity
Source: RefSeq, a predicted model, not a curated record
CAAGUUGUGUCACCUCCCAUUUCAAUUUGGCAUUUCGUGGUGUUUGGAACUGGAGACCUUGUAUAUUGGUAUGGCACAGACUCAUAAAGUUGCAACAACUUGAGUAAUAUGCCAUGGAUCACCCAAUUAGACCAUGGUGCUGGCUGUUUUACACUCUUCUGUUGGCAUCUUUGCCAUCUUUUAGAGCAGGUGCAGCCAUCACCAAGCUGACAGGACCUGAGCUGUUGGACGAGUGUGACAAUGCCACCAUCUCGUGCACGGCUCAGCCAGCCGAUACUGAGCUCUGGUGGACCAAAGAUGAUGUCAAUGUGUCACGGUCAAAUCGUGUCACCUUCGUGCGCGAAACCAAGGACAAGUCUGUGGUGUCCCACCUGCAGCUGUGGUGUGUUCAACUCUCCGACCAGGGCAGCUAUACGUGCCACGUGGCUAGCGGCGAACCGGGCACGACGACGCUGCGGGUCCGAGUGGGCCCGGAGCUGGCUACGAGCGGUAACGGCACAGCCCAGGUGGGAGGCUCGGCAGCGGUCAGCUGCUCGUUUCGCGGCAGUCCGACGCCGAACAUCGUCUGGAGCGCCGGCAAACAGCCGGUCAAAAACAGCACCUCAAAGUACACCAUCACCGUUCGUAACGUCUCAUCGACGGAGGUGGAGAGCCAGCUGACGGUCACCAACGUGUCUAACAAGGACGGCGGCCAGCUGACGUGCCAGGCCGGCAACGAGGCGGGCACCGCCGAGCAUACCGUCCGAAUCAUAGUUCAGAGGGAGCCCGAGGUCACCAUCACGAAGGCGGUCGCGGUGGGCAAGUCUCACAUCUACGUCAAGUGGACGGUGGAUGACGGCAACUCUCCUCUGACGGGCUACCGCCUGCAGUUCAUGGCCGUCGGCUCUAACGAGUGGCUCUACUGGCCCACGGAGGUUGCGGUGAACGCCACCUCGGCUGUGCUGAGCGGCCUGGAGCCGAGCCGCGGCUACCAGGUGCGACUCACUGCCGAGAACGGAGUGGGCCGCAGCGAGACGGUGGAGGUCGGCCGCGACGGCCAGCUCAUCACGCAGGACCGCGACCUCGAGUACAAGCCGACUAUUUCGGUAAAGGCGGCCACCAGCGAGUCGCUGACACUCAGCUGGUCACUGCCGCCGCCCGAGGUGGCGCCCCACGUCCAGUCUUACCGACUGAUGAGGGUCGACCGGCUGCAGGGCGAGGUCAAGGAGAGGACGGUGCUGCACCCGAUUACGCUGUUCCUGUGGCCGGACCUGGCCGCCGGGCGCACCUACAACAUCUCUGUGCGCGCCUGUAACGACCUGGUGAACGUGUGCGGCCCCUGGUCCGACGACGUCCAGGGUACCACCAUGGUCGACCGUCAGCUAAAGCCGCGUCAGGUGACGCUCCAGUGCCGGCUGGACGGAGAGCGGCUCAGCUCGGCCGUCCUAUUCGUUUCCUGGCAGCCGCCGGCGAAUGCUGACUCCUCACUCGAGGGCUAUACGGUUACUGUGACCGGCAUCUCGGAGUACAUCGGCGAGGACGGCCAGUCCCGCGAUCAGAUGAACUACGGUCCCGAGUCGCGCAAAGUUACCGGGCAGGCACUGUCGACAGAGUUCGUAGUCGACCCCAAUACAAACUACACCGUUCGCGUGUGCGUCGGUACGUCGGAGCCGGUGUGCACGGGUGGCGCGGUGGCCAGCUGCCAGGUGGGCGGCGGUCUGCCGGCCGCCCAGCACCUACAGACCUACAACUGGUGGCGCGUCAACCACUACGGCCGCUGGCUGCUGCUGGUGCAGGUGGACCGGGUGACCGAGCGCAGUGGGCCCAUCUGCUGCUACAGGAUUGUGAUGGUCCGUCUGGCCAACGGUCAGGAGCUGGAAGAGCUACCGCAGCCCGAUGAGGUCCCUCUGCUUUCCUAUGAGGAGGUCCAGGCGCGCGGAGAGGGCGCCUAUCUGGCCGACGCGUUUGGAAGCGACUUCGAUAAGACCCAGUACGUGACGCUGGGCGACGGCCAGACCCUGGAGACUGCCGCGUGCGGCCAGUGUCAGCAGCAGCCGGCGGAUGGCGGCCGGCGCCGGCGGCACGGCCGGCUGCCGUGGCGGCGCAGCAGGCGUGAGGCGCCCACCGCGCCGCCGCCGCCGCCGCCGCCACACGACGGUCCCCUGAUCAACGACGCCCGGUACACGGCCUUCGUCCAGCUGGUCGUUCGUCGCGAGGACGGCGGCGUGGCGGUGGCCAGCACCAACUACCUGUCCCCGCUGACGCCGGCGCCGGCGCCGCAGCAGUACCAGCAGGUGCUGGGCACUGUGCUGGGCGUCGUCUGCGCGCUGGUCAUCUGCAUGCUGAUACUGCUGGUUACGCUGUUCGCGCUGAAACGCUACGGCAAGGACGUGGUGGUGUCGAGAGCGCUCAGGGAUAUGCUGGGCAGCGUGCGCGGGCAGCCUGUGUCGGGCUCAGCUCCCCUGCCGCCGAUCGCGCGCCACGAGCUUGUCUCGGCCUACCAGGACCGGCACCGUGACUCGGACCUCGGCUUCCGGCGAGAGUUCGACUGUCUGCCACAGAGACUGCACGAUCGUACCACGUACGCCUCGGAGGCGCCCGAAAACUACAAAAAGAAUAGGUAUCCGGAUAUUCGCGCGUACGACCAGACGCGAGUGAAGCUGAGUCAAAUCGACGGCGUGCAGAGCACUGAGUACAUCAACGCCAACUUCGUCUGGGGCUACAAGGAGCGGAAAAAGUUCAUCUGCGCCCAAGGUCCUCUGGAGGCCACCAUUGACGACUUCUGGCGGAUGGUGUGGGAGCACUGCUGCGAGCUGAUGAUCAUGCUAACCAACCUGGAGGAGGUGGGGCGCACCAAGUGUGCCAAGUACUGGCCCGAGGAGGGCGAGACCACCUACGGCGCCAUCACCGUCUCGCUGGCCGAGGAGAAACCCUACUCAGACUACAUCCAGCGCGUGCUGAGCAUCAGCCGUCCGCGCUCGGACGGCUCGGUGGAGACACGCCGCAUCACCCACCUACACUACCUGGUGUGGAAGGACUUCAUGGCGCCCGAGUACCCCACUGGCAUCCUGCGCUUCAUCAAACGCAUCAACGAGAUGUACUCGCUCGAGAUGGGACCCAUUCUGGUCCAUUGUAGUGCCGGCGUGGGUCGGACGGGCACCCUGGUCGCCAUCGACUCCCUGCUGCAGCAGAUGGAGGAGGAAGGGGAGGUGACCAUCUUCAACACCAUCUGUGACCUGCGGCACCAGAGGAACUACCUGGUCCAGUCGCUGAAGCAGUACAUCUUUGUGUACCGGGCGCUGAUGGAGUACGCCCAGUUCGGCGACACGGAGAUUCCGGCCGCCAAGCUGGCCGCCACCUACCGCUCGCUCUGCGGCAAAGAGCCUGAGCGGAUGAGAACGCGACUCGAGGAGGAGUUCAGGCGGCUAGGCGAGGUGACGGAGGAGCGGAAGGCGUUCACGGUGGGCAGCAGUGACGAGAACAAGGAGAAGAACCGGCUCGACUACAUCGUGCCCUACGACGUCAACCGGGUGAUCCUGGCGCCGCUGCCCACACGGCCUCUGGACACGUACAUCAACGCUUCCUUCAUACAGGGCUACGACAUCUCCGAGACAUACAUCGUGACUCAGGAGCCCCUGGAGCGCACGCGGGCCGACUUCUGGCGGAUGGUGCUCGACCUGGAGAUCUCGUCAAUCGUCAUGCUCUCAGAGGACCCGGCGACGGCGACGGCGGCGCCUGUCGAUAUAUCCGCGGCGGGCGACUCGGCUGACCCUGAGCAGCCGCCAUCGGCCGGCACGCCCGCCUCCUCAGAGCCCUACUGGCCGGCGCUCGACGAGACCGUCACCUACGAUCACAUCACAGUCAAGUGUAUGAGCGUCAAGGCGGGCCCGCCGGCAGCCCCCUACACGUGGAGGACCUUCUGUGUGUCCAGUGUAAAGGGUAACGACUCGGUGACCACCAGUCAGCUGCACCUGGUCGGAUGGCCGCCGGCCGCCGCCGACACUCAGCAGACGGUCAAGGCUCUAAUACAGCUCAUCAACCGGCUGGAUGAGGUGCAGGAUGCCUGCCUCAACCCGGGACCCGUGGCCGUCCACUGCAAUGACGGCGGCUCGGGCAGCAGUGUGGUGGUCGCCCUGGCUAACCUGGUGCACCAGUUCACCCGGGAGCGGCGCUGUGACGUGUUCCAGACGGUGCGCAAACUGCGCUCCCAGCGACAGGGCAUGGUCCAGGAACUGGCGCACUACGACCUGCUGUACCGCACCAUGGUGGAAUACUGCGCGCUCUCGGAGUCGUGCGGCAACGGCCACCCGUGAGUGGCGCGACUCGGCCCGUCAGCUUCUCAGCUAGUCAGCCGGUGCGCCGGCGCCGCCCGCGUCACUCCCGCCCCGCCCCCGCCCCCGCCCCCGCCCCCACGUCACACCCCGAUUUUAUAGAUUUUGUAUGCGGACUGCGCGGUUCGCUGCCGGACGCUCGCGCGUCACGCUUGUACUAGCUUUUCACGGCCCUCGAGCGACUUGCUCUGUCGGAGGACGGGCCCGCUGCGCCGGCCUCCGCACGCCAUUGGUGAUACUUGUCCGUGUCGUCUCACCUGUGAGAGAGCUGAGUGCUUCGCAGUUCUUGAUGCGAGAAGUUUUGUAUUGCGUUGGUACCCAGGUGGUUUUAUGUUGUGCGUUGAGCCGUCUGAGUUGUGUGGCGCGCCUCUCAGAUGGGCCGGUAUCUACGUGAAUGUGUUUAAUGUAUAUAUUGGCACACGACUCGGCGCGAGCGGAGGCGUGUCGCUGCGUCACGCACAACGCGCCAGCACGCGCCGCGAUCGCUGGCGCAGCUGCUUCCAGGUGUAUCGCCGGCCUUGCCCUUUCAUUGCGCAUUUAGGGUGAUAUCCUUCUGCUCAUUGGUGUCUUUUGUAUCGAGUGUGCCAUACGCUGGAUCCAUGUGCGGCGGCGUGCACUGGGCCGCCGCGGGACGGACGUUCUGUGGACUUGCUCUCGGAGAGACAGAGUAGGCUCGUGUCGCUGCCGUCGACGGUGUUGCACAACUCGCCGGCACGAAUUGCGCGAUCCCGAGAGCUUUGUGACGUUUCUCAUGCGUGUGGGUGCGCGUGUGCGCGUGAGAGCAAGCGAACGAUGGAGUACCACGGCUGACGGGGGACGGCGAGCGCCGUCCUCUGGAGGACGCCGCUGGUAGCGCGUGCCGAUCGGUCACACUGUACAAAUGAGAUCUGCUUUGUUCGGCCGCAUCUCUGAUAUGAAAUUCUCUCCGCCGCGCGCGCAUUGUCGCAGUAUGAAACUACAUACACUGGAGUUCGUUGGAGUUCGA